GAAUUUUUUGAAAAUUGUAAGCUUGAAGGAGCCAUUUCCUGCUCAAACAUUAACAUGGUUGGGUCAGCAAUGCUAACCAGAAUGUUCAUCAACGGCUUCUUGAAGAGGACUCCCAGAGCUGCUAUUAUUAAUGUAUCUUCACUGAUUACAGUUGUGCCUGCUCCAUAUAUCAAAGAAUAUUCUGCUACUAAACAGUUUUUGACGUUGCUUUCAUACUAUUUGCAAGACAAUUAUGGUGACAAGAUCGACAUCCAAGACCUGAACCCUGCAGUAAUGACUACCAAUUUGAAUAACCAUCGAACGGGACCAGACACGAUCGCUCCUGAGCAUUAUGUAACAAGCAGUUAGAGAGAUCUUGGACAGGAAUUCUGCACAGUUCUCGCUCUGAUCCACAGUUUCAUUGACCAAAUGUUGUUCGUGAUGAACAAGUUCAUGAAGCCACUAUACAGAGUCACCUUUGUCCAUGAAAAUGAAAUGAAGGUAUUGGAAGCCUUCUACGAGAAGCAUAGGGAUAAAAAAUAAGGUAGAUAUUUAGAUUCAAUCUU
Messenger RNA from Moneuplotes crassus, 545 nucleotides. NCBI's taxonomy places the organism in Eukaryota, Ciliophora, Spirotrichea, Euplotida, Euplotidae. The record is from the annotation of a GenBank genome assembly.